Jatropha curcas is the source of this 1427-nucleotide messenger RNA. RefSeq names its product perakine reductase. The record is from RefSeq and is a predicted model, not a curated record. Lineage: Eukaryota; Viridiplantae; Streptophyta; Magnoliopsida; Malpighiales; Euphorbiaceae. Gene Ontology annotation, cellular component: cytoplasm.
AGGUCCUUAAUUAUAGCAUAUUUUGUUUCUCAUCCUGUACGUGUUUUAUGAAGUGAAGCAGAAUUUCUUGAUCCAAUCUCCAAAUUUGGGUUGAAAAUGGAGAAGAAACAGUUCCAAAUACCAAAAAUGAAACUUGGGAACUAUGGUCUAGAGGUUUCUAAACUGGGACUAGGGUGCGGAGGACUUUCUGGAAUGCUGAAUGCUCCUCUAUCUCAUGAAGAUGGCUGUUCUCUCAUAAAGGAGGCCUUUCAUAGGGGAGUAACCUUCUUUGAUACAGCAGAUGUCUAUGGACACAAUGAUAACGAAAUUAUGAUUGGCAAGGCUUUGAAGCAGAUUCCUCGAGAAAAAGUUCAAUUGGCAACAAAAUUUGGAUUUUCUUUGUUAGAUGAUGGUCAGGUCAUCGUUACGGGCAGCCCUGAAUAUAUUCGGAAAUGCUGUGAAGCUAGUCUCAAACGACUCAAUAUCGACUAUAUUGAUCUGUAUUAUCAGCACCGUGUUGAUACUUCAGUGCCAAUAGAGGAUACUAUGGGAGAGCUUAAGAAGCUAGUAGAUGAAGGCAAGAUAAAGUACAUUGGGUUAUCAGAGGCAAAUGCAGACACAAUAAGGAGAGCUCAUGCGGUUCAUCCCAUUUCUGCUUUACAGAUGGAGUAUUCUCUGUGGACUCGUGAUAUUGAAGAUGAAAUAAUUCCCCUUUGCCGAGAACUUGGUAUUGGGAUAGUGGCAUAUAGUCCUCUUGGUAUUGGGUUCUUUGCUGGGAAGGCAGUUGUGGAAAAGUUACCCGAUGGGAGUUUCUUGGGACUAUCACAUCCAAGAUUCAAAGAGGAGAAUCUAGAGAAGAACAAAUUCUUGUACACCCGACUCGCUGAAUUGGCUACAAAGCAUGGCUGCACCCCUCCUCAGUUAGCCCUGGCAUGGCUUCUCCAUCAAGGGGAUGACAUAUGCCUAAUUCCUGGGACAACCAAGGUUAAGAACCUUGAUAAUAACAUUGGUUCCUUGGCAGUAACGCUUACAAAAGAGGAUAUAAAAGAAAUUUCAGAUGCCGUGGAUGCUAAAGAAGUUAGUGGCUCAAGAGAAGUGCCUAUUUUAGCUAAGUAUAGCUGGAGGCUCGCAAACACUCCACCAAAACUAAAAUAGAACAUGUAUAUUCUUCUUGCAAAAGAUAAAAACAAAAAAUAAAAGGAAGUGUCCCUUCCUGUCCUUUUCUUAUAAUAAAUGAGACAGUGAAUAUCUUGGUUGUAAAUGAUGUAACAGACACGAGGUCUAUGCUAAGUGUUUAAUGUCUCUGAUUCUGAUGCAUUAGUCGUUGUGCCAACAUAAUCAAACCAAUUUUAGUUGUAAUGUAACUGUUGGACGUGGAAGUUGAAACCUCUAUUGCUUUCUUAUUCUCUAAUUCUCUUGAUUGGAAAAUAAAUUACAUUUAGAUCUUA